This is a messenger RNA of Exophiala mesophila, 1500 nucleotides long. RefSeq lists its product as uncharacterized. The record is from RefSeq and is a predicted model, not a curated record. Lineage: Eukaryota; Fungi; Ascomycota; Eurotiomycetes; Chaetothyriales; Herpotrichiellaceae. Gene Ontology annotation, biological process: amino acid transmembrane transport. Gene Ontology annotation, cellular component: vacuolar membrane. Gene Ontology annotation, molecular function: amino acid transmembrane transporter activity. Bases 91 to 1500 code for a protein of 469 amino acids. The transcript has 3 exons.
CAUACUUGUUCUAACGAGAGAAACGACAAUUUCGAUCGCAGACUUCCCUUCUCAUUUCCACCACACCAUUCACCAGAAGUCACUGUCGCCAUGGGUGGAAGCAAGACGUCUGCCGACGAGGUCAGGCCAGCCAUGUCUGAGGAUAUGAUCGGCACUGUGGACAAAGAAAUUAUCGCUGAGAAUGAGUUCGAGGUCUUCAAGAAGGGCGAAGGCAUGGUCGACUUUCGCACAGUCACCUGGUAUCAUGCUGCCAUGAUCUUUUUCAAGAUCAUCUUUGCCACCGGUGUUUUAUCAAUCCCAACCGCCAUGUACACCCUAGGAGCCUUUCCCGGUGCCAUCAACAUCAUCGCGUGGACACUCCUGAAUGCCUACUGCGCCAUCAUCCAGGGUAACUUCCGUAACUCUCAUGCCGGCUGCCACAGUAUUGCCGACAUGGCCGAACUCGUGGGCGGCGUCGUUGUCAAGGAGCUGGUCGGCUUCUUGUUCAUUGCUGCCUACAUCAUCUGUGCUGGUUCUGGAAUCGUUGGUGUUUCUGCUGCUCUGAACGCCUUGUCCAACCAUUCCCUCUGCACCAAUUGGUUCACUUUUAUCGCUGCCGUCAUUGUCGCAAUCUUUGCCAGUGUGAGAAAAUUCGAGAAGAUCGCAUGGCUCACCUGGGUCGGAACCAUCUCCGUAUUUACAGCCGUCAUGGUGAUUGUGAUUGGUGUGACUACCCGUGAUAGGCCCGCCAUUGCACCUCAAACUGGCCCUUUUGAUCUUGGUUACCAUGUCAUCGGCAGCCCAACAUUCGUUGCAGGCAUGACCGCAGCAGCUGCAAUUUUUGUCUCAAGUGCUGCCACGGCCGCUUUCCUCCCCGUCAUUUCAGAGAUGAAAAAGCCACGCGAAUAUAACAAGGCUGUCUAUGUCACUAUGAGCAUUGUCACCUCGGCUUACCUGGCUUUCUCCGUCGUUGUAUACUACUACUGUGGAAGAUGGGUCGCCACUCCCUCCCUAGGAUCUGCUGGCCCCACCCUCAAGAAGGUCAGCUACGGCAUUGCCAUCAUUGGGCUUGCCAUCUCAGCCUCGCUCUACGUCCAUAUCGGUGCCAAGUACAUUUUUGUCCGCGUCCUACGGAAUACUCACCAUCUGCAAGACAACAGUCUGAUCAACUGGGGUACAUGGCUCGCAAGCACCUUUGGAAUUACCAUUGCCGGAUGGUUGAUUUCUUCUGCCGUGCCAAUCUUCAACUAUUUGUUGGGACUCGCUGGAACUCUUUGCUUCGCCCCUGUGGCAAUCUCUCUCCCUGGCUGGCUGUGGUGCUACGACCACCCACACUACCGGAAGGGAACUAUUUUACAGAAAUUCCUCUACGCUAUCCAUGCCUUCCUUAUCGUGCUUGGAUUGUUCAUGACAAUUGGAGGAACCUACUCUGUCAUCCAAUCCAUCAUUGACGCUUAUGCCAACGGACAGAUUGGCAAGGCUUUUGAUUGCGCCGACAACAGCGGCACCGUGUUGAACUAG